CAAUUCGGCAUCGGCAGUGUACAGUGUACAGUGCGAGCGGUAUUGCGCCUCCAACAAAUAAUGUUUACAUAACAACGCUGCAGCCGCAGUCUGCGAGUAUCGUUGCCGUGAGAUGAGUGGUCGCGAGCUGAUCGCAGCGUAUAAGAUAUGGCUCUUAUUUGGAGCCCUAGCCGAAGUCGUGACGGGCACGGGUUUUGGGAGAUGCCCGGCCUACCCGUCUCUACCGAAUUUUAACGCACAGAGGAUGACCGGCAUUUGGUACGAAGUGGAGCGUUCGUUCUACUUGGUGGAGAUAGCCGCGAGUUGCACCCGCCUUAAUGUCACCCUUAACGACAGGGGUUACUUCCAGAUCACCGUCGAUUCUGUCAACAGAUGGACAGGAAGCCAGUCAACUUCAUACGGCAUCGGCAUUCCGUCGUACAAUGGGUCGUCAGUGUUUCGAUAUAAACUAAACAACCGCAUGCCUUAUUUGAUUGGGAGGCUGCUCCCGGGCGCGGGGCAGUACAACAUACUCUUUACGGAUUACGACCAGUUCGCGCUCGUCUGGUCCUGUAGUAGCGUCAGUCUUGCGCAUUCAGAUCGAAUUUGGGUGUUAGGCCGAAAACAAGAGAUCGAAGCGGACGUCCGAGUUCAGAUCUACGCCAUCAUGCAAGAACUGAGACUGGACCCAGACAGGCUGUUCAUAUCCAAAAACACUAACUGCACCGACUCAUUGGAGGCUGAAUAAUUAAAAGUCAUAACCAAAUUCAAAUUUAAAAAAAAAACCUUCAUUUUUUCAAUUUGUUACAUUAAUCACGUUUGUUUAAAAAAGCGCACGUAAAUUGCAUUUAUAUCAAGCUAUUUAUUGCAAUUGGGUUAAUGAGACAGUUCUAAGUAGGUAUAUAAGGUACUAAGUAAUGUUAUAAACUUUGCAAUCUCCUAUGUUUUUUAAUUAGUUAAUAUAUUAAUAAUACUAUUUUUUCGUAUUAUUUCAUCAUUAAGCUCACAAUUGCUUUGUGGAUUUGCAUUUGAACCUGAUGGACAGGGGCGCCUGUGGCUUAUUCUAAUUGUUUUAACUAGUUAUUCCGCUAUUAAUUCAUCUCAGAUCGACUAUUGCUGUUACGGUGCCAAUUACUUAUUUAAUGGGCAUAGUUAUAACUUCAACUUCAUCUCAAUGUUUCAAGCAAAAUGUAUUAACCCUUAGGGCCUAUGCACACCACGUUUUUUAAACGCGCCGUCGACGCGCUUUUUAGAAACGCGUGUCGACGGCGCGCUUUUAUCCUACUGAGUGGUUUGUUGUCGUUUGUAUCGAUACGAACGCGAUGCUAACGCGCAUGUGUAUCGAUACAAACGCGUGUUAGCAUCGCGUCUGUAUCGAUUCAAACGCGUAUUUGAAUGUAUACAGGUGUGCAAAGGUCUACAGGCUGCGUCUGACUUGCGUGCGUAUCGCGAGUGUAUCGCUACAAACGCACGUCGACAGCGCGUUUAAAAAACGUGGUGUACACAGGCCCUUAGCUGCACUGCAGGUCACCGGCGUCCUACGCGGCGAACUGAAGUCAUUAUGUCGAUUUCUGUUACUAAGUGCCUGCAUUGUCUAACUUUGCCUUCUUUUGUUCGUUAACGUAUGUUUUAGUAUUUUAGAUCUCUUAGAAAUAAAUUCAUUCUCAGUAUCUUCAUAUUCGUCUUUCGCAGUCUACUAGACAUUGCGGCGGUGACUAAGGAGUCACAGAAAUCGGCAGAAUUACUUCAGUGCACCGCGUAGGACACCCGUGACUUACACGGCAGUCAAAGGGUUAAAGCAAGGGCCAUGUUUACACCAUCUAAUGGGCUCGUUUGACAUGGUCUCGGACGAAAAUGAUACGAAAUAAAACUGACGAAAAAAUGAUCAAAAAUC
Molecule: messenger RNA, 1873 nt
Organism: Bombyx mandarina (wild silkworm)
Lineage: Eukaryota; Metazoa; Arthropoda; Insecta; Lepidoptera; Bombycidae
Product: apolipoprotein D
Biological process (GO): lipid metabolic process; response to reactive oxygen species
Cellular component (GO): cytoplasm
Molecular function (GO): pigment binding
Source: RefSeq, a predicted model, not a curated record